Abrus precatorius (Indian licorice) is the source of this 1287-nucleotide messenger RNA. RefSeq lists its product as uncharacterized. The transcript is spliced from 2 exons. The record is from RefSeq and is a predicted model, not a curated record. The coding region runs from base 238 to 903 and encodes 221 amino acids. Gene Ontology annotation, cellular component: plastid. NCBI's taxonomy places the organism in Eukaryota, Viridiplantae, Streptophyta, Magnoliopsida, Fabales, Fabaceae.
GGCGCCGCUUUUAUCUUUUUUUUUUUUUUCUGUUGACGCCACGACGGUUCCGAGAAUCAAGAGUUAUCAGCAGCGGCGGCCACCGUGCGAAGGCGUUAUCACGGUUGAACCCAUUGAACUUCCUGAUCAAUCGCUAAAUUUUCUACCGGUUCAUUUUCACUUUUUCAAUUAUGCUUCUCUGCUCAGCACUCAUUUCAUUUUCGAGUUUUUACAUCAACCAAAACCCUAACCCUAGCAAUGGCGAUGGAUGCAUCCGCACCGAACAAUCUCGACGACUACUCACCUUCUUCCACCGUAAUCAAAUUCGACCGCCCCAUUUCCUUACUCCGAGGACCGUUACCGGCGGGUCCUUCCGACGACCCAUCGGCGGGUCCCUACGUUCUGGCCUUCAGAGAUUCGCGAGCUUGGGCUUCUUCAUUCAUAGUCUGCGAGCGCAAAAUCGUUGCACAGUGUGAGGAUGGUGCGAGGAUCGGUUGCGCUGUUAGCGCUUCCAGAAAGUGUAAGCCUCCUUGGUGGAAGGCUGUGGUGGGUCCCAAACUCUCCGAUCUGAAGGAGAGAGAACUUUGUGAAGCGCGUGAGAUGGCGGAGUGUUUCGCCGCGGCGAAGGAGAAGUGUGUUGGCUUCGCCAGGGAUAAGUGUUUGCUUCCCUUUAGGGAUGCGCGGAUUAAGGUUUGGAAAGGGGUUUUGAAUUUGAAUUCCAAGGAUGCUGUGAGAUUGAUUGGUUGGGCAUUGGUGCCUGACAGUGAGAGGAACUUGUGGUUGAUGAGUCAAAUGGGUUCUAUGUGUCUGAAUGGUUGGAAUUUCGGAGGGACCAAUUGCCGGGCUAGUGAAUUGCUGGGUUCUGAUGAGUGUGUGCAAUGCAUUUUAGGGGAACGGCAACAAUGCAGAAAAAAUCAACCAUAGUUUUGUCACCUAUUACCGGAGAAGUUAUCAGAAUUGUCAUCUCAUUGAGCUUGCUGAAUCAAGUAUCCAGGUUUUACUUACUCUAAUUUUUGAAUUAUGAUCUGACUAUCUUUUUAUUAGUAAGUUACAUAAGGUCUCUGUUUGUUUAGGGGCAUCAUAACUUAAAAAAUGCACUAUAGUCUCAUCUAUUUAAACAUUACAUAAGGUAAAAAGUACACACAAGUUGUGCUGGAGUCUAAUUGAAUUGAAUCUCAAAAUUAUCCACUAAGUAAUUCCUUUUUACCAUGCUUUAUUAUUUUUCUGUUUGCCUACUUCUUACUUUGCUAUACAAGAGCCUGACCUCUAUGUAUUUGUAUUCUUUUUUAUAUAUGUAUAUUUUUGGGU